Molecule: messenger RNA, 663 nt
Organism: Fomitiporia mediterranea MF3/22
Lineage: Eukaryota; Fungi; Basidiomycota; Agaricomycetes; Hymenochaetales; Hymenochaetaceae
Exons: 1
Coding region: 1-663 (220 amino acids)
Source: RefSeq, a predicted model, not a curated record
AUGGCCAUUCGAGGCGAAGUCGGGUUUAUAGUGAUAGCUUCAGUCAGCAUUGUCUACUUGGCUUCCCUCUUAUACCAGCCAGUAGGUGUGCUUGAAGGCACCAGUGGCAACUCAACUUCGGAAAAACAAGCAAGCGCUCCUGCCACUCAUUCACCCGCAUCAACGACAGAAGAAACUUUGGCCCUACUCAGCUUAACGAACAUUUUAAUCGCAUCAAAGUCUAUUAUCGCUCUCCUCUCAAAGUUGCUAUCCUACCUCUCCUACCUCUCGUACUUCAUCUACCUCCCGAUGGUCGUAUACAUCCCAAUCAAGCAUACCCUGUCUUUGUUCCUCUACACAGUCACUCUCUUCAUCCGGCCGUUCCUUCCAAUCCUGGCGCCGGUGAUCCUUGCACUCAAGAUCCUUCUUACUCCAAUCUUCGUACCGUUGCUCCUUGCGUACAAGCUCAUACUAUUCGUCUACCCACUUUAUGUCUUCCUCGGCGCCGCGGCCAUCUGUGGCGUUUCGACCGGUUUCUCGGCACGCGUGUUAUCCAAGUUCGCUGUCAAGAGCUUAUUACCCUCAAGUGAAACUCGCAACGUGCAGAGCGGAAGGAGCGUCGAGAAACGAGCCUCUCUUCCUGGACGAGUUAGUCGACGUAGAACGGUUAAGACAGAAGAAUGA